AUGUUCUGGCAAGCCUACCAAAUGGACGCCGAUUCUGACGAAAAGGUUAUUGCAAAGUCAUGCGCAUCAGACAAGGAAACCCAGAGUGCUAAACUGGGUUCUCUCGUUGGUGGCCGAUGCAACUUCCGACAGUUUCUCUAUUACAUUGCAGACGGUGUAGAUGAGAAAGCGAAUAUUAAAAAGACUGCCUCAAACAUCGGGGAUGAAACGAACAUCGACAAACUUGCGAAUAACAUGUAUUCCAAAGAGAUCAAAGGGGCUUACAGGCCCGGACAAAUUUACGAAAAUGUUCCUAGCAAGAACGUGCCUCUGCUUUUCAAAUCUAUUUGCGAAUUUGUUGGAAUGAAGUCCAAUGACGAGAACAAUAAAUUGGUUCUCAAUGCGCGAUUCGCCCGCAACAGAGUGCAAGAAGGACGAGUCGCCGGUAGAAAUCGAGACGUGGGAUAUUUACUUCGCUGGGACUUCGACAAGGAUCAUCAGCCUUCCCAUAAUGGCGUGAAGUUUGACCCACGCAAACAAAAAACCCCCAGAGAUCUUGAAUGGGUCACUGAGGGGCUCGUUCCAGAGGUAAAGCAAGGAAGGGGAUGGGAAACUGUGGAUUUGCAGCAGGCGAAGGCCAACAUAUUAGCAGACCCGAGAUACAAGGGGCAAUCUCUCAAGAUAGCGAAAUACUUCACCGAGCUUCAUGAAAUCGAAAAGGAGCGCAAAGCGGAUGCAGAUUUGACGGGCCAUCAGCCAAAUAUUCAGGCUCUCAUGAAAGGGAAAAGGGGCAUGGCGACUGGUUCUUGUGAGAAGAAAAAAUGA
Molecule: messenger RNA, 804 nt
Organism: Penicillium angulare
Lineage: Eukaryota; Fungi; Ascomycota; Eurotiomycetes; Eurotiales; Aspergillaceae
Exons: 3
Coding region: 1-804 (267 amino acids)
Source: RefSeq, a predicted model, not a curated record